Messenger RNA from Paramisgurnus dabryanus, 2780 nucleotides. It is a transcript of the gene scara3, whose product is annotated as scavenger receptor class A, member 3. NCBI's taxonomy places the organism in Eukaryota, Metazoa, Chordata, Actinopteri, Cypriniformes, Cobitidae. The record is from RefSeq and is a predicted model, not a curated record.
UCACUCCCUCUCCCCCUCAUGUUUCUCAAAUCUACACAUGGUUUCUGUCCGAGGUAUGACUUUCUCUUGCUCUUAAAGCAAAGUGGCAACUUGUUUUAGAGACGGAUCCACUGUAGACAAUGGCUGUUGGAUGCUGUGCAUUUCUUGUUCUCAACAUUUGAUGGCUGUUCCAAUACUGUUUGGACAUCUUUCAUUGAUGUAAACAAACCAGAAUGCUUCUUCGUCAUCGCGGCGAUUGAUCUGGAUUCUGAUUGGACCGACAAACAGGUGCAAUACGAUAUUAGUUAAAACUCGGUCUUCGCGUGAGCCUUACUGGGACAGCUUUAGAGUCAACAUGAAAGAUAACUAUUGUGGCUACGAGAAUCAGCUUUUUAAUGAGGAGGACUUAACUGGUGAAGAGGAAGAAAAUCCUUCUUUUAGAGGCAGGACAAGAGGUGGAUGUAUGAAAUGUCAGCAGUCGCAUUCUCUUCAGCUAGCUGUCAAAAUGCUGUAUGGCUUUUUUGCUUUGCUCAUCAUUGCCGUGGCCAUCUUGGCAUCCCUUGUUUUUAGGAGAGUUGACACCUUAUCUGAAGAGGAAUCGUUUUACAACAAAAAGAUUUCCAAAGUCCAGGAGAGCAUGAAAGAUAUCAGCACAGCAAACAAUUAUUCCAACUGCUUAGAUGUUGCACAGUUCCAAGCCGAGAUCGCCCGAUUGAAAAAGGACUUUGAGGAGAUCCAGAAGAAAGUUCUUGGUCAGGAGCAUCAGUUGGACCAGACCGCUCAAUCACAGCAAGGUCUGACGCAAUCCAGCAACAGAAUGAUGCGAGAUCUUCAGGCCUUUGGAAUCACCAUCACACGUAUAAACCAAUCUCUCAGCCAGUACCUGAAUCAGGUGACUGGCUGGCAGGUUGUCAUCAACGAAACCGAUCAAGGAAUGAAAACCCUUGUUGAAGAUCAAUACGAUCUCAAGGCCACGAUGCAACAGGUCAACACAACCGUUGCUCUCAGUGCAUUGUGGAUAGGCGCUCUUCAAAGGAAGGCCGAUGAGGAGACCUUGGUGCUUCAGAAAAUAACAGCAGACUGGCAGAACUACAGUAGAGUUUUAAACACCCUAAAAUCCAAUGCCAGUGUCACCACGCAGACCGUGAGGACCAUUCAAAAUGGCAUCUCUACUACACUCCAGCGAAUCAGUAUGAGCUCAGAGAUGAUCCAUGACCUAACCCUGCAGGUCAUGAACCUUCAGAUGCAACUAGACAAUAUUUCUUCUUACGUCGAUGAACAUGAGGAGAACAUGCAUGACCUUAAGUACCAUGCCACCUACUACAAGAACCGUACUAAGGAACGUUUUCUGACCCUGGACACUAGAAUGGACUCCAUUAAAAUGGAGAUUGACACAAUCUCCUCCAGUAUUAACGCAACCGUCAGUCACGUUCAGAGCAUGUACAAAUACAUUAACAUCGAGAGUUCCUCCUGCCAAUCCAGACUGGGGAGUCACACAGAAGAUCUGCAGAACCUGAACAACACUGUCUUGCUGCUUCUUCACCUGUCUGACACUCUCAGGAUGCAGUACAUGAUGCUUAGCGUGCGGCUUGAUGCUGAUGUGAGGAACCUUUCCAUGGUGGUGGAGGAGAUGAAGCUGGUGGACACCAGUCAUGCACAGCUGAUCCAGAACUUCACUAUUUUGAAAGGUGUACCUGGUCCACCAGGUCCAAAGGGAAACAGGGGAGAACCAGGGGGCAAAGGACCUAUAGGCCCAGUGGGCAUAAAAGGAGACAGAGGACUUGCAGGAUACCGUGGGUCUCCAGGGAUGAAAGGUCUUGUCGGAACUAAGGGUGAUCAAGGUGCGCCGGGACUUCCUGGGAUGAAAGGAAAUCCAGGACUUAAAGGUGAAAAGGGGUCUUUAGGACAACCAGGGCCUCGUGGUGAAAUUGGACAGAAGGGUGAUAUGGGGAUUCCUGGGAGAAAUGGAGUUCCUGGUCCCAAAGGACCACCAGGAAUCCAGGGCCAAGCUGGUCUCCCAGGGAUACAUGGCCUUCCUGGACCGAUAGGACCACCGGGACCUAGGGGACCAACGGGGCCACCUGGAGAACCAGGACUACCAGGGGAACCCGCCCAAAGGUCAUGAACAGACAGAUAUAUUAUCUCUCUGUUUCUAUAACUGGGUAAACUCCCUUUCCCAAAUGUUGAUACACUGACUGCCAUUUUGGACAGAGUGAAUGGGUCUCUUUUAGUGAAUUGUUGCACAUAUCCACUUCGAUCACUUAUAAAACAAGACAAUAAUGUGAGGUUUGGCCCACAUGUAGUUUUACCAACAAGGAACUUGCUUGUGUCAUUGAUGGUUACUGAGCCAGGCUGUAUGAUAGCAUUGAUUGUUUGUUACCACCUAUUGGAUUUGUAUAGAAAUGAACUCAUUUUCUGACAGUAAUCAUUUGAUUACGUAACAGUGACAGGUUAGCGAUAACUGUAUAAAGAGACUUUACAGUGUAAAUUGUUAAAAGGUAUUGAUGGUACCAACAAGAAUGUCCACUGGUUGAAGACAACAAGAAAAGAAAGCAAUGUUUUGUGAUUUUAGUACAAUACAAUGCACUUUUAAUGAAACAAAUGCUUUCAGCAGCGUGUUUAACAUUAGAUAAACAAUUCAGAUGGCGCUUUAUUGCUUCAGUAUAAUGUGUAGUGCAGCAGCAUCCAUGUUGUAUUUGCAUACUUGUAAAACUUCAGAGCAGGUACUCUGGUGAUAAACUUUUAUUGUGUUUGAAUGUACAGUGGAUAUAAAAAGUCUACACACCCCUGUUAAAAUUGCA